This is a messenger RNA of Salvelinus fontinalis (brook trout), 3088 nucleotides long. It is a transcript of the gene chchd4a, whose product is annotated as coiled-coil-helix-coiled-coil-helix domain containing 4a. Gene Ontology annotation, biological process: protein import into mitochondrial intermembrane space. The record is from RefSeq and is a predicted model, not a curated record. The transcript is spliced from 3 exons. NCBI's taxonomy places the organism in Eukaryota, Metazoa, Chordata, Actinopteri, Salmoniformes, Salmonidae. The coding region runs from base 135 to 641 and encodes 168 amino acids. Gene Ontology annotation, cellular component: mitochondrial intermembrane space. Gene Ontology annotation, molecular function: protein-disulfide reductase activity.
CUUUUUUAGUGUUGCUGUCAAGACACUGAUAGCCGGGCGGUCAUUAAAUGUCUGCACAGUAGCUAAUUGUUGAACAUAAACCGUCGUUACUUGUAAAACAAGUAGAGGAUUGGCAGAUAUUACCAUAGACAGUCAUGUCCUACUGCAAGCAAGAGGGUAAAGAUCGCAUUAUUUUCGUUACCAAGGAAGACCAUGAAGCGCCCAGCAACGCUGAGCUCAUUGCAGAUGACCCCAAUGACCCCUACGAAGAUCAGGGCCUGAUCCUGCCCAGUGGGGAGAUCAACUGGAACUGUCCAUGCCUGGGAGGGAUGGCUAGCGGGCCCUGUGGGACACAGUUCAAGGAGGCCUUCUCCUGCUUCCACUACAGCAAUGAAGAGGUGAAGGGUUCAGAGUGUAUCGACAACUUCCGUACUAUGCAGGAGUGUAUGCAGAAGUACCCCGAGCUCUACCCCCAGGAGGAUGAGAACGAGGGAGCUGACGCUGCUGCCCCUCCCCUCGUUGAUUCUACUGCCCCUGUGCCCACCGAGGACUCUUCCCCAGCCUCAGUGCCCUCUAGUAACUCUACCCCGUCCCCACCAACACCUGAAUCUGCCCCGUCAUCCGACAAUACACCACCCACAGACAGCCAGGCUGCCAGCUAAAAUCACCCAGCAUCCCCCAGUCUCUCUUAAACCACUGCUGAGCACAGGCCACUUUCAUGGGAGAUCAGCUGUGUGUUCACUUGUGCCUCAGACUUUAUCUCUUGGUUCAACGUUCAUCACAAAGGAUAAUGACUUUAAAGGGGGCCUAGUACUGCAGAGGAGUUAUGUCUCUUCCAGGGAAUAUCAGUUAAUGCUGUGAGAGGAGGACAAUACAAAAUACAUUUCAUAGGAUUUAUUGUAGUGGUUGUUGAGCUCCUGAGGUUCCUACAGUGCCAAGUUUGUAGAGAGGGGGGGGGGGUUGUUUUCUGCAGGGGACUUUAGUUAAGACUCGCAACCAACAUAUUUUGCUGCUUAUCAAGCUUCAAAUCAGAUGUGUUGUGCCAUUCUACGUUAAUGCUACACUGGAGGUGUGUAACCUACUGUUAAUGUUACUGUUACUGGUCGUUUGUGAUUACUUGACUUCAUGUUUGUGCUUGACGGAUCAUAGUAAGCAAUUGAGCUCGUAUUAAAGCUUGAUUACUCUUGUUCUCAGUUGCUGGUCGAAGAUCAUGUGACAUGUCUGUUUUUCCCACUUAAGUUCUGUCAAAAGUCCUGAACGUCGCUGGUGGCAGGAAGUUUUUCCACCAACCUGUAUUUUUCAGUUAAAUCUGAGUUUUAGCACAGCUUACAUUGCCUUACUAUUAUGUAAUAGAUUUUUCCCCCAAAUGACCGCCCUAAGAAAGUGGAAAUCCAUUGUGUAUAUGCAAUAAUUUCCUCCAAGGAGAGAAUGAAACACUGCGAGCCAACUGGGGUUUUGUUAUGUGGUGCAUAAUGCAGUUUCCAUGGAAGAUGGAGAUGUGUUUAAUGCAUACAUUUACGCAAAUCACAAUGACAUUAAUACAUGAUUUAUGUGAAAAUCUGAGAUGCAGUGUGUGUGUAAAUCUCAGGAUUUGGGCCUUUUGAGAUACUUUUGGUCAUGUAGUGUAUGUGGACACCGCAUAAAACAUCUUAUUCCAAAAUCAUGGGCAAAGGUGUUCAAUAGGGUUGUGGUCAGGGCUCUGUGCAGGCCAGUCAAGUUCUUCCACACCAAGCUCGACAAACCAUUUCUGCAUGGAACUCGCUUUGUGGGGCGGCAGGUAGCCUAGUGGUUAGAGCGUUGGACUAGUAACCGAAAGGUUUCAUGAUCGAAUCCCUGAGCUGACAAGGUAAAAAUCUGUCGUUCUGCCCCUGAACAAGGCACUUAACCCACUGGAGUAAAAGGCAUUGAAAAUAAGAAUUUGUUCAUAACUGACUUGCCUAGUUAAAUUAAAUGUAAAAGGAAACAAAAUAGUGCAUUGUCAUGCUGAAACAGGAAAGCACUUCCCCAAACUGUUACCACAAUGUUGGAAACAGAAUCGUCCAGAAUGUCAUUAUAUGGUGUUGCGUUAAGAUUUCUCUUCACUGGAACUAAGGGGCCUAGCACGAAUUGUGAAAAAUAGCCUCAGACCAUUAUUCCUCCUCCACCAAACUUUACAGUGCUAUGCAUUGGGGCAGGUAGCGAUCUCCUGGCAUCUGCCAAACCCAGAUUUGUCCGUCAGACUGCCAAAAGGUGAAGUGUGACUCAUCACUACAGAGAAUGCGUUUCCACUGCUCCAGAGUCCAAUGGCGGCAAGCUUUACACCACUCAAGCUGAUUCUUAGCAUAGUACAUGGUGAUUUUAGGCUUGUGUGCGGCUGCUUGGCCAUGGAAACCUAUUUCAUGAAGCUCCCGACGAACAGUUAUUUUGCUGACGUUGCUUCCAGAGGCAGUUUGGAACUCGGUAGUGAGUGUUACAACCGAGGAUGGAUUACUUGGCGUUCCCGUUCUGUGAGCUUGUGUGGCCUACCACUUCAUGGCUGAGCCAUUGUUGCUCCUAGAUGUUUCCACUUCACAAUAACAGCACUUACAGUUGACCGGGACAGCUGUAGCAGGGUAGAAAUUUGACGAGCUGACUUGUUGGAAAGGUGGCAUCCUAUGACGGUGCCACAUUGAAAGUCACUGAGCUCUUCAGUAAGGCCAUUCUACUGCCAAUGUUUGUCUAUGGAGAUUGCAUGGCUGUGUGCUCAAUUUUAUACACCUGUCAGCAAAGGGUAUGACUGAAAUGGCAUAAUCCGCUAACUUGAAUGGGUGUACGCAUACUUUUGUGUAUAUAGUGUAUGACUUUUCUAGUUAGAGGGUCCUGAAAGGCCAAAUAUGUUUGGUGCUGGCUGCUUUUAUCAACAACUCCUGUUCUUAUGAAGAAAGGCUGGUGAGUAUAUACAGUAGCAUCUAGACAGGUGCUAGGCAAUCAUUGUAUAAAAACGAUUUAGUCAAUGAUGAAAUUGUGCAAAGCUUGAGUAUCCAUCCACAGUGAAGAAGGCACUUCCUUCACCUGCUUUUAAAACAUGUAAUUUAAACCUUAAUGGACUGCUACUCCUAUUUAACCUCUCCCGAUUAAAGUUCAUACUGAA